This is a messenger RNA of Zootermopsis nevadensis, 4298 nucleotides long. RefSeq names its product cysteine--tRNA ligase, cytoplasmic (gene CysRS). Gene Ontology annotation, biological process: cysteinyl-tRNA aminoacylation. The record is from RefSeq and is a predicted model, not a curated record. Gene Ontology annotation, molecular function: cysteine-tRNA ligase activity; ATP binding. Lineage: Eukaryota; Metazoa; Arthropoda; Insecta; Blattodea; Termopsidae. Gene Ontology annotation, cellular component: cytoplasm.
UGAAGAUGUGCACCACUCCACGGAUAUAGUACGUUGGUGGUCAUGACUUUUCUUUAGUAUUCUCUGCUCAACGGCGCUGAAAUCUGAAAACGUGUUGCAAUAUCGUGGUUCAUUUCAUAAUGAGGAAAGUGUGAAUCAAAUUCGGUUUAUGCAAGUUUUGAUAGCAGCGUCAGAAAUCGCUAAAGUCAUUUGAGUAUUUCAAGUUGUUUAAGAAGGGAAGGCAUAUACAUAAUGUCAAAACGCUCUCAACCUAAAUGGCAACCACCUGGAAGAUCAACAGGUCCUAUUCUCAAACUCUUCAACAGUCUUACUCGUCAGAAGGAGGAAUUCAUACCUCAAAAUGGGCGGCAUGUUCUGUGGUACAGUUGCGGACCAACUGUCUAUGAUGCUUCACAUAUGGGCCAUGCAAGAUCCUAUAUUUCAUUUGACAUCCUUCGAAGAGUGCUUUCGGAUUACUUUGGAUAUGAUGUUCUGUAUGUCAUGAACAUAACAGACAUUGAUGAUAAAAUAAUUAAACGCGCUAGACAGAAUCACUUGUAUGAAAACUACGUACAAGAAGGACACAGUUUGAAAAAGAAUUUGGAUGAUGCUAAGAGUGUGAUGGAAUUUCUCGGUGGAACUGUAAAGGCAACGGCAGAUGCUGACAAGAAAUGCAUGUUGGAAAAGUUAUUGGUCAGGAUGACGGGAGCCGUUGAAGAACUUGAAGUUGCGGUUAAGUCACAAGAUGAAGAAAAAAUCAAAAAAGCUCAAGAGGUUUUGCUGGUGGAGGCGAAGGAUCCGCUGUCGGAGUGGCUGGAUUUCAACUGUGGUGCAAGUGUUACAGAUAAUUCAAUUUUUGCCAAACUUCCUCAACACUGGGAAAAUCAGUUUCACGAGGACAUGGAUGCCCUCAAUGUUCAGCGUCCUUGUGUCCUAACGAGGGUGAGUGAAUACAUCCCGGAGAUCGUGACGUACAUUGAAAGGAUAAUUGAAAAUGGUCUAGCGUAUGAAUCUAAUGGGUCUGUCUACUUUGACGUCAAUGGGUUUGACAGUCGGGAAGGACACUACUACGCUAAGCUAGUGCCCGAAGCGUACGGAGAUGCGAAGUCUCUGCAAGAAGGAGAAGGGGAUCUUUGCAUAUCUGAAGAUAGGCUGAAUGAAAAACGAUCACCGAAUGAUUUUGCUCUGUGGAAGAGGUCAAAGGCAGGUGAACCUUGGUGGGAUUCACCAUGGGGUCAUGGGCGACCUGGUUGGCACAUCGAGUGCUCUGUCAUGGCUUCAGUUAUAUGUGGCGACUCAUUGGACAUUCACACAGGUGGAGUCGACCUCAAAUUCCCACAUCAUGACAACGAACUGGCACAAGCUGAGGCUUAUUUUGAUAAUGACAACUGGGUGAGGUAUUUCCUUCAUGCUGGGCAUCUAACCAUCUCAGGAUGCAAAAUGUCAAAGUCCUUAAAGAACUUUGUUACAAUCAAGGAUGCUUUAACUAGACACACUGCCCGCCAGCUUCGCAUCGCGUUCCUUCUUCAUUCUUGGAAGGACACGCUUGACUAUAGCAACAACACGAUGGAGAUGGCAGUGCAGUAUGAGAAAUUGUUUAAUGAGUUCUUUUUGACUGUGAAAGAUGUGACAAGAAGUUCAUCAGACAGAACACAAAUAAGUUCUUAUCAGAAAUGGGAAAAAGAUGAACUGGAAUUAAAUAAGAGAUUCAUUGCUGCAAAGAAUUUUGUGCAUGCGUCGUUGUGUGAUAACGUGGAUACUCGAGGUGCAUUGGAUGCAGUCAGGGAUCUGAUUGGAAACUGCAACAUUUAUAUUCGAGACAAAACAUCUUCCACACAGGAGAGUAACUGCCUGCUGCUGAGAGAUAUAGCCGCCUACGUUACGUGGCUUUUGCGAGUAUUUGGGGCCAUCUCUACAGAGGAAUGUAUCGGCUUUCCAAUAGCUGAAUCUAAGGGCGCGACAAAUACAGAAGAAUUGGUAAUGCCGUACCUGACGAUCAUGGCCGACUUCCGAGAUAAUAUCCGCGGCCACGCUCGACAGCUGAAGGCGACCGAUAUUUUGAGAGAAUGUGAUCGGUUGCGUGAUGACAUUUUACCAAAUAUUGGAGUCAGGCUGGAAGAUAGGGAAGGUGGUCCGUCAGCAGUGAAGCUGAUGGACCGGGAAUUCCUGAUGCGUGAGAAGGAGGCGAAGAAAACUGCAGAAGCAGAGAAAGCUGCCGAGAAGGAGCGUAAGAAGGCGGAACAAGCAGCAAUAGUCGCCCAACGUGAUGCACAGAGAAAAAUCAAACCUUCAGAAAUGUUUCUGUCAGAAACAGACAAGUAUUCACAGUUUGAUGUUAAGGGUGUUCCAACGCAUGACGCUGAAGGAAAGGAACUGAGUAAAGGUCAGAUUAAGAAACUACAGAAACUUCAACAAAACCAAGAGAAAAAGUACAGUGAAUAUCUUCAGUCCGCUGUGGUUAAUGGAGUGGGAGAUUUAUGAAGAGAAGUAUUAAAAAAAAAUUAAAAUUGAUACAAGUCAUAUAUAAGUUUUUGUGCUAAUUUAAAAAUUGUGUUCAAGAUUAAAAUUUACUAGAAGUCCGAUCAGUUACGUCUAGAGAUUUUUUUUGCUUUAUAACGUUAUGUUGAUAUAUAGGUUAGUUAUCGUAAUUUUGGAAACUGUUUCCAGUGUUGGGAAAAGACAAGCCUUUGUAUUAAUCUGUGAAAGUGUUAAGAAUGUGCAGAGGGUACAAUAAUCAGUAGUCAUCGCUAGAACUUUCACUGGCUGCUUCUGCAUUUGCUCUGGUGCCUUGAUUGCUGAUAAAAACUCCCCAGUACCUGCCCUCGUAAAAAUCUGUCCGUCAGAAUGAGUAUUCAGCGCGACAAGGCUGAUAAUGUCCAGCAUCAGUGUUACUCUGCUGAUGAUCAGUCUAGUGAAUGAAUCUGAGCUAUUACGCGGUGUGUCCCAAAAUUUUCCGGGCUGGUUUAAAAAAACACUUCGAGUAACUAAAUUUUUAUUGCGUAUUCUAAAUACAUUCCAUCUGCAGCAAUACACUAAUUACAAUGAUAAUAACACUUUUCAAAGCAUUGCUGAAAGUCCUUCUUAGGGAUAGUCUCCAAGAAGUCGGUCGCAGCGUUUUGAAUGUCUUCAGUGUCAUCGGAACACGUGCCUUUCAAAAAAUAGUCUCAAGGUGACAAAUCAGGCGAGUAAGAACCACGACACCUUUUGAUGGCAAAAACUCACGAACGACGAUGGCUUUUGUGAGCCGGGGCAUUGUCGUGCAAGAGCGACCUAAUGCCUUGUUCUCGAUACCGUGGGCGAACUGUUCGAAUUCUUGCCAUUAUUAAAUGCUUUGAAACUUCCAAGUAAUAGUUUCCAUUGACAGUCGUGCCCUCUGGAACAAACUCAACAGAUGGACCCAGCCUUUCGUGGGUAAUUAAAGAAGUCUGAAAAAUUUUGGGACGCACUGUGUAUUUUAACAAAAAAAAAUUUAUCUAUCAUGUGUACGUAAAAUGAGAAUCAUUCGUGUAAGGUUCUGUAUUGUUUAUCUGAAGGUAAUAUUUAUAUUAGAUUUUUAGUGAACAAAUAAUUCAGCAUCAGUGACAGAAUUUUGUGCAGUGUGGUCAGUUUUGGGUAAGGAGAAUUAAAAAAAAGAAUUUCAGCGUUAAUUUUUAUUGCGGAAUUUUGCAACUUGUGACUCACUGUGCACUCUUAGAUUCGCUCUGCAGUCAGAUCUUAUAUUUUAUCUGUGGUUAUAACGUGUAGGUCAGAAUCUUCGCAUGCGCUGAACGGUAGUUUCUGUGAGUGUGGGGAUGAAAGACCCUUGCUGAGAUUUAUAACCUGUGCUUUGCGACCGGUGACCUUGGAACUGCUUUCAAAAUUUUUGUUUCUCCUGUUAAAUAAGAACCAUUUCCCAUUUUCUUAUGGAGCGUGUUUCAUUGCAGCAAGAAAGAUUGAGGAGUUUUAAAGUGUGUCUAAAUGAAAAAUUCUCACUUUCAAACUCGUAGGGUUUUUUCUAACGUGCUGUCAAGUUUUUCCCGUCACUUUUUAAUGAUAUGCAGUCAGCUUAUUGACGCUGUAUUGGUGUGCACAUGACGCAAAUUUGCUGGUUUCUCUUAGUAUCUGAAGUUUUUAUUUUACUGGAGUAUCAUGACCGCUAAUUGACUGCACUGCAAAGCAAUCUGUGCACGCAUGUAAACAUGAAAGAGUUGAAGCGUAACGUACGUGGCUCUGCUCCUAUCUUUACUUCCCCUGUAAAGUCAGUGACAUCUGACGACUAAGUUUCUCCGAGUUGAGCUGUGCAGUAACCGAGACAUUUCACUGUAAGGACGGGCGCUAAA